Molecule: messenger RNA, 1623 nt
Organism: Amborella trichopoda
Lineage: Eukaryota; Viridiplantae; Streptophyta; Magnoliopsida; Amborellales; Amborellaceae
Product: S-adenosyl-L-methionine-dependent methyltransferases superfamily protein
Biological process (GO): tRNA methylation; cytoplasmic translation
Cellular component (GO): cytoplasm
Molecular function (GO): tRNA methyltransferase activity
Source: RefSeq, a predicted model, not a curated record
UGAUCGUGACGAAGGUAAAAACUCCUCUUGGGGUAUCUCCCAUAUUUAAACGCGCGUCCAUCGUUAUCUUGCUGUGGGCUUCUCAUAUAUUGCCGCCAUUUUUAGGGAGGCAGGGAAUUGUUUGCGGAAGUUUGAAUGCAGAUGAGCGUCAUGCCGUUAGGAAUUCAUGUGUAAACCUGAAUUUGGUUCAUCUUUUUGGUUAUAAAAGAUCAUGGGAAAGGCUUCAAGGGACAAGAGGGAUAUUUAUUAUCGCAAAGCAAAAGAAGAAGGUUGGCGAGCUCGCAGUGCCUUCAAGCUUCUUCAGAUCGAUGAAGAGUUCAAUAUCUUUGAUGGAGUAAAGCGUGUGGUUGAUCUUUGUGCAGCUCCUGGUAGUUGGAGUCAGGUCCUGAGCAGAAAGUUAUAUCUCCCUGCCAAGCUUUCCCCAGAGACAAGGGAAUCCGAGCUUCCGCUUAUUGUUGCUAUUGAUUUACAGCCCAUGGCCCCUAUUGAUGGUGUUAUUCAAGUGCAAGGAGAUAUCACUAAUGCACGGACAGCUGAAGUGGUUAUUAAACAUUUUGAUGGGUGUAAAGCAGAUUUGGUUGUUUGUGAUGGUGCUCCUGAUGUUACUGGUCUCCAUGAUAUGGAUGAAUUUGUACAGUCCCAACUGAUCCUAGCUGCUUUAACUAUUGUUACCCAUGUUCUUCGAGUUGGGGGAAAGUUUAUUGCUAAGAUAUUUCGGGGUAAAGACACAAGCCUCCUCUACUGCCAACUCAAGUUGUUUUUCCCUAUUGUAACUUUUGCAAAGCCUAAGAGUAGUCGGAACUCCAGCAUUGAAGCUUUUGCAGUAUGUGAAAAUUACAGUCCACCUGAAGGAUUCAACGAGAAAGACUUGUAUCGGCUGCUGGAGAAAGUGGGUUCUCCGUCGGGAACCACUGAUACUGGACUCGGCAGUGUCGCUGAGAGACUCCUGAGUCUGUCAGACCUGACUUGGGCUUGGGCCCAAGCGAGACCUGAUCCAAGUCCUUGUUUUAGACUGUUUCCUGGAACAAUUAUUUUGUUUUGGUUUGGUUUGGUAGAUUGUAGUAGUGGCUGGCUAGAAGGACCAAACAAGGUCUAUAUUCCAUUUCUAGCUUGUGGUGACCUUAGUGGAUAUGAUUCGGAUCGCUCUUAUCCUCUCUGCUCAACAACGCAAGGAUCUUCUUAUCAAAGCCUAGACCCUGUUCAGCCGCCUAUUGCGCCACCCUAUAAAAUGGCCCUUGAACUCAAGAAGCAGGCUGCCCAUGCUACAAAAGAGCUCAACAAGCUUUCCCUUGACUCCUGACUCUCUUAGUUCUGUAUCGAUUGGCAAAGGCAAGAGCUGCAAAUGGUUAUGUUCCUUUUCUUUUGUUUUCUGUUUUUUUUCCAGAGAGAGAGAGAGAGAGAAUUUUUAGAGAGAGAAAGAGAAUGUGUGCUCUCUCUCUUCCUUGUUAAGUUGCAUAGCAAAAAUAUUGAAUUUGUGGCCUUGGCCACCCUCUUCAACAGUGUAUUGGAUCCUCAACAAGAAUCAUGCUGGGGUUUGCAUCUUACUGCUUUACAAAUAGGGGCUGGAAUUCUAAGAUUAUUUCUUCCAGUUCAGUUAAUGAGUUAAUGAGGCCACUUUUCUGA